AUGAAGAAUUUCGAAGGUGGAUGCCAUAGUAAGCUAACAUGUUAUAUUCGUAAAAAUGGAAAUACUUGCAUUUCAUUGGACUUUGAAAUACUGAUUUUGUUUCUUUCGUCAAAGGAAAUUAUUGUAGUACUAAAAUGGUCUACUUUUAAUGUGGCUGUUCUUGUUAACAGCACUUUCAAGAAGAAGGCACCAAAAGCAAUCAAGGAGAUCAAGAAGUUUGCACAGAAAGCCAUGGGAACAACAGAUGUGAGAGUGGAUGUCAAACUAAACAAACAAAUUUGGAGCCGUGGAAUCAGAAGUGUCCCAAGAAGAGUCAGAGUUCGCAUUGCUCGCAAGAGGAAUGAUGAUGAAGAUGCUAAGGAAGAACUCUACUCUCUAGUCACUGUUGCAGAGAUUCCAGUAGAAGGUUUGAAGGGUCUUGGCACCAAAAUCAUUGAUGAUGAAGAUUAG
Molecule: messenger RNA, 450 nt
Organism: Erigeron canadensis
Lineage: Eukaryota; Viridiplantae; Streptophyta; Magnoliopsida; Asterales; Asteraceae
Product: 60S ribosomal protein L31-like
Exons: 2
Coding region: 1-450 (149 amino acids)
Biological process (GO): cytoplasmic translation
Cellular component (GO): ribosome; cytosolic large ribosomal subunit
Molecular function (GO): structural constituent of ribosome
Source: RefSeq, a predicted model, not a curated record